Molecule: messenger RNA, 777 nt
Organism: Trypanosoma conorhini
Lineage: Eukaryota; Euglenozoa; Kinetoplastea; Trypanosomatida; Trypanosomatidae
Exons: 1
Coding region: 1-777 (258 amino acids)
Source: RefSeq, a predicted model, not a curated record
AUGAUGGAAGAGAAAGGCACUCUUGUUCCCUUCUGUGCCUCGGUCGAUGCCUACGUUAAAAAAGGGGCGGGCAUCGAUUUGGUGUUGAAGUCCUUGGCGGGCCUCUCUCGCCUGGUCUCCCUCUACAGCAAGGACGAGGAGACGCGUCAGAGUUAUGCCAACUUUGGCUCUGCCAUCAUUAACUGUCGUAUGUUGGCCAACCACUUCAGGCACGUCGCCUCUUUAAACUCCGCGAUAGUCACAUUAAAGCAGAGAAAUGGCCGCCCGCUCCUCUCUUGGCUGUGCCUCUUUGGCUCCUUCUUCUUUCGCUCGCUGGAGCAGGUCUUUGGGGACUUGAACUACUACCAGUCGGUGGUGAUGCGGCACUGGGACCGCAACAAGUUAAGUCGCGGCUAUUGGUUUUUUAAGUCGCUUUCAUUGACCUGCGGUUUUUUCUACGAGCUGCUCGGUCUGCAAGCCAACCUAGCGUCCCCGGAGUGGCCGAAGAAAAGCGCGGCGGGGCGCAAACAGGUUCUCUGGGAUACGCUCAUUUCGUUACUGCGGUAUACCUUCGACAUGGUGGUCUACUACCAGUGGGUGUCGUGGUACAAUCCUUACAAGACUGUGCAGUACGCGUCCGCCGCCGCCGCCGGUCUCCUCGGCGUCUACGUGGUUUGGAACGACACGCAGGCCGCACGUCUCGCCGAGGCAAAGAGGGCGUCCUCCGUGAACGGUCCGAUGAAUGGGAAGAAGGAGAAGGAAAUCGCAAAGCCAAACAAGGCGGCCACUGCAGCUUGA